CGCCGGAGCGCGAGGAAGCACCCGAGAUCUCUGUGCAAACUGCUUCAUUUUUUAUUUUAUUUUUUCAUUUUUAUUUAUUUCUAUUUUUUAAUGUAGAGUUCUUUCAAAGAUGGACAAAGCGCUUAGGAUAUUUAGGGAAGAAAUCUGAGGAGAGGAAAUAUUAGGAGACAUCCCAGAGCAACCAGCGAACUGCAGCGAUUUCACUAGAACCCCAAUUAGCAGAGAUGCCCUGCGUGCAGGCUCAGUAUGGUACCUCUCCUCCGGGUGCCAGUCCUGCGUGUCAGAGCUACAGCUACAGCGAGUACAGCUGCGAUUUCCUCACGCCCGAGUUCGUCAAGUUCAGCAUGGACCUGACGAACGCAGAGCUCGCCGCCGCGUCCUCGUCGCUGCCCAGCUUCAGCACGUUCUCCGACGCGGCCGGCGGCGCUGCGAGCUACGAGGCCAAGCCUCCGUGCCUGUACCAGCUCCCCCACUGCGCCGACCAUCUCUCGGUCAAGUCGGAGGACGGAACCGCGGCGCACUCUGGCUACGCGCAUAACCAGCAGCACGCGCAGCAGCAGCACGCGGAGGACCCCGCAGUCGCCGCCGCGGCCGCCGCCGCUGCGUCCUACUACAAACCGUGUCAUUCGGGCUUCGCUCCGGCGUGGGACGACGCGUCGUCGUUGCACGGCUUCCAUCCGGGCUACCUGAUGGAGCAGCAGCGCAAGAGCGCCAUGACGCGCUUCUUCUCGUUCAAGCCGUCUGCGUCGAGCGCGCACGUCUCCGCGUGUCACAUGCGCUUCGACGGCGCCGCGCAGCACGGAUUCGCGCCGCUGAGGAAACAGCAGCAGCAGCAACAGCAGCAGCAGCAGCAGCAGCAUGCACAGCACCACAGCCUGGGAUUCGCGCAUCACAGCCUGCACAUCAGCCACGGACGAGUGCUGAUGGAGAGCCCCGUGGCCUCUGCUUCGUCUUCGUGCUCACCGACUGCCACGCGCGGCUCCGCACACGGAGAGGGUCUGUGCGCGGUGUGCGGUGAUAACGCCGCGUGUCAGCACUACGGCGUGCGCACGUGCGAGGGCUGCAAGGGGUUCUUCAAGCGCACGGUGCAGAAAAACGCCAAAUACGUGUGUCUGGCUAACAAGAACUGCCCCGUGGAUAAGCGGCGGCGGAACAGGUGCCAGUACUGCCGCUUCCAGAAGUGCCUCGUGGUCGGGAUGGUGAAAGAAGUCGUAAGAACGGACAGUUUAAAAGGUCGACGAGGUCGUCUCCCGUCCAAACCCAAAGGCCUCCAGGACGUCCCAGCCUCCUUAUCACCUGCCAAUCUCCUGAGCGCCCUGGUGAGGGCCCACAUGGACUCCAACCCCUCCAUAGGCCGCCUGGAUUACUCCAAAUUUCAGCCCAACCCGGACUUCCACGGCAGCGGAGACGAGACACUUCACAUCCAGCAGUUUUAUGACCUCCUAAUGGGCUCUAUGAGUAUCAUCCGCAGCUGGGCGGAGAAAAUGCCCGGCUUCACCGAGCUCCCGAAAUGCGACCAGGAGCUGCUGUUUGAUUCCGCAUUCCUGGAGCUCUUCGUCUUGCGCUUGGCAUACAGAUCCAACCUGAUGGAAGACAAGCUGGUUUUCUGCAGCGGCGUCGUCUUGCACAGGCUGCAGUGCGUGCGAGCGUUCGGAGAGUGGAUCGACUCGAUCGCAGAGUUCUCCUCAAGCCUCCAGGGCAUGCGUGUUGACGUGCCUGCGUUCUCCUGCAUGGCUGCUCUCACCAUAAUCACAGAGCGCCACGGCCUCAAGGAUCCCAAAAAGACGGAGGAGCUUCAGAGUAAGAUUUUAACCUGCCUGAAGGAUCACGUGGCCUGCAGCGGACAUCUGUCUAAAAUUCUGGCCAAGUUGCCCGAGCUGCGCACGCUGUGCACACAAGGACUUCAGCGCAUCUUUUACCUGAAGCUGGAAGACUUGGUUCCGACACCCGCCAUCAUCGAGAAGCUCUUUCGCGACACGUUACCGUUCUGAACCUGUGGAACUUUAUCAGAGUUUUCUACCAGAUCCCCCUCAAGCCAAGGAGGUUUUCUUUCACUUUCCUUGGACUGUAAAGCGACACAACAGCGCAAGAGCUAAGAGCUGAUCUAAGGAGUAGCUUCUUCUUUUUUUUAUUUUUUAAAUUUGUUCUUGUUGGGGAAAAAGGAAAUCAUCCUACGAGCUUGUUAAUCAUUUAUUAAAACUUCCAGACAUCUUCAUCAUAACUGCAGACUUGAUUAUAUGCUUUUGAAUAAUAAGCUUGGGUUUCGGGGGAUUUUAAUGAAAAUUAAUCCAUAAUACAAUAAUGCUGUUUAAAAAUCUAUAAGCUAUUGUUAUUAUUACAUCAGCUAUGCAUUUCUUGAAGGACAAAAAACAGGCUUUCUGACGAUUACACUGCAAGAUUAAAUAAUUUAACAGGACAAAAUAGCGAGGUGAAAUGAAUUCUGUCAGGAACUAUGUUUUUUUUUUAAAAAAAAUCGCGAAUUAGGUUAGAAGUCUUAGAAACUUUGGGUUUAAGAACUUUUCUGACUAUAUGACUAAACCCAGUGGCUUUUGGGGCAAAUAAACUGCCUUUUAUUCUGAUACAAAGUCUGUCCGCCCCCCCCACCCCCCGCGAUGAUACGAUAAUGUGAUUAAUAUGAUGAACGCAUCUUUUGCGCCCCCCCCCCCCGACUUAAAGUCUUUAUGUCAUUUCAAUGAUUAUAAAAGUCAUACUCACAGCAUGGAUACAUGGAUGGAUAAAAUACUUUAUUUUCAUUCUAUGCCGAAAAUACCGGAUGCCAUCUGCCUUACCUCUUAUCUUAUCUUAUCUCUCAAAAGCUCCGAUUUUAAUAAAUACCCGUCUUUUGACGAAGCGCGUCUUUUGCUUUUCCGACUGUAAACAAGAAAGAAAGAAAGAAAGAAAGAAAGAAAGAAAGAAAGAAAGAAAGAAAGAAAGAAAGAAAGAAAGAAAAGAAAGAAAAAUUGCCCAUACGCAGACUCCCGAUAUUUUGCAGUCUUUAUGAUUAAACCGUGUCUAAAGCCUUUCUCAUUUUUACCGCAUCACUUUUUUUUUACGCAUGAACACGACGAGCUCUUAAACCACUUUUCAUUUCAUAUUGAAAUAAUUCUUAAAUAAUAAUAUUUUUUAUGUGCGCCGUUCUCUUUUCUUUUCUUUUCUUUUCUUUUUUUACUUUAUCAUUAACAUCAUGCCGACGCGGGUUUUUUUGUUUGUUUGUUUACUUGUUAUUAUUUUAAUUAUUAUUAUUAUUAUUAUUAUUUUUAAAAUGAUGUCCUUUUAUGCAUCUCUGCAUUGUGUAUAUCUUAUAUAAAGGAAGCAGGUAUGAAUAUCAAUCUCUCGU
Hemibagrus wyckioides is the source of this 3337-nucleotide messenger RNA. RefSeq names its product nuclear receptor subfamily 4, group A, member 2b (gene nr4a2b). Gene Ontology annotation, cellular component: nucleus; transcription regulator complex. Gene Ontology annotation, biological process: cellular response to corticotropin-releasing hormone stimulus; central nervous system neuron differentiation; dopaminergic neuron differentiation. The coding region runs from base 225 to 1991 and encodes 588 amino acids. Lineage: Eukaryota; Metazoa; Chordata; Actinopteri; Siluriformes; Bagridae. The record is from RefSeq and is a predicted model, not a curated record. Gene Ontology annotation, molecular function: RNA polymerase II cis-regulatory region sequence-specific DNA binding; nuclear receptor activity; zinc ion binding. The transcript is spliced from 8 exons.